Gongylonema pulchrum is the source of this 522-nucleotide messenger RNA. The record is from the annotation of a GenBank genome assembly. Lineage: Eukaryota; Metazoa; Nematoda; Chromadorea; Rhabditida; Gongylonematidae.
AUGGCUGAGCGGAAAUUACACAAGCUAAUGAUUGCCGCUGUGGUUUUACUGUGCUUUCUCGUUCUUGAUGUCGGAACGAUGCGAAUAAGAAGAGAUGACGCGGAAACCAAGGGCCAAGAAAAUCCAGCAGAGCACAAAGAAAUUCAGUAUAACGACACAAACGAUGAAGAACACGCAACUCAUUCUACAGACAGUGACAAGGACCACAAAUCAGACCAUCAUGAGAAGCACCAUCCGGAACAUAGUAAAGAACAUGAUGACAAAAAGGAGCAAGAUCACAGCAAGGAUGAACAUGACAAGAAGAAGCACGAUAAGGAUCACAGCAAGGAGCAGCAUGACAAAGGAACUCACUGCCAUUUCAUGAAAAAGAGCACAGCAAGGAACAUCAAAGCAAAGGAAGCCAUGAACACGAUCACAAAUUUCACUGUCAUUGCCAUCCACAUUUCGAAUACUCCAGCAAGACGCAUCACAGCAAAAUUAACAAAAAACAAGACGGCAAAGAAUCCGGAAGUGAAUUUUUAA